CUCGCACUCGUCACCAUGUCGCCCGCCGCCGCCGCCCGAGCCACAUCCGUCGCCGCCACCUUCUCCGCAUCCACCACCCCCUCCUCCCGCGUCCUCCUCCGCCGUCCCUUCCCCGGGACCCCGUCCCCCCGCCGCGCCGUCGCCUCGAUGGCCGUGUCCGCUCCCAGGUCGGCGGCCGCCGCCUCGUUCCUCGAGCGCCGGGAGUCCGAGCGCGCGCUCCACUUCGUCAAGUACCAGGGCCUCGGCAACGACUUCAUCAUGGUGGACAACAGGGAUUCGGCGGUGCCCAAGGUGACGCCGGAGGAGGCGGCUAAGAUGUGCGACCGGAACUUCGGUAUCGGUGCUGACGGAGUCAUCUUCGUCAUGCCUGGGGUCAAUGGUGCGGACUACACUAUGAGGAUUUUCAACUCUGACGGUAGUGAGCCGGAGAUGUGUGGUAAUGGAGUUCGUUGCUUCGCUCGUUUUAUAGCUGAGCUUGAAAAUCUACAAGGAACACAUAGCUUUAAAAUUCAUACUGGUGCUGGAUUAAUCAUUCCUGAAAUACAAAAUGAUGGCAAGGUAAAGGUAGAUAUGGGUCAGCCUAUCCUUAAUGGACCAGAUGUUCCCACAAAACUGUCAUCUACCAAGAACAAAGCUGUUGUUCAAGCUGAAUUGGUAAUUGAUGGUUUAACAUGGUAUGUAACCUGUGUUAGCAUGGGCAAUCCUCACUGUGUCACAUUUGGUGCAAAAGAGCUAAAGGAUCUGCAUGUUGAUGAUUGGAAUCUUAGUGACGUUGGGCCUAAAUUUGAGCAUCAUGAUAUGUUUCCUGCCCGGACCAACACAGAAUUUGUACAGGUCUUGUCUCGCUCACACCUCAAAAUGCGAGUUUGGGAGCGUGGUGCUGGAGCAACUCUUGCUUGUGGGACUGGUGCUUGUGCGGUUGUUGUUGCAGCUGUUCUUGAGGGCCGAGCUGAACGGAAAUGUGUAGUUGAUUUGCCUGGUGGGCCAUUGGAAAUUGAGUGGAGAGAGGACAACAAUCAUGUUUACAUGACUGGUCCUGCUGAGGCUGUCUUUUAUGGAUCCUUUGUUCACUAGGUACGGAGAGUGGAGAUGGAAGAGUUUGGCAAACUUGGAGCCUGAAAAUGUACGGAGAGUGGAGAUGGAAGAGUUUGGCAAACUUGGAGCCUGAAAAAUCAAUUAUAAGGUCUAUCAAACCACCGUCCUGGUACCAGUGCACUCCAUUUCUUAAUAAAGGCUAUGCUACAGGCAAAAAUGGGAACACUGGGCAGCACUAGGGGCCCCAUUUGAAGCAUUCUAGGCGUUUUUUUUACUUAACCUUUUGUACUCCCUAUGUCCUUCACUCUAUCAGUGGUAGAACCCCUUGUGAAUUAUGGAUCUGUCCAGCUUGUGCUCUGUAUGCUUGGCUUAAUAUUGUUGUCUACAAAUUUAUGUUGAUUUACUGAAAAAUGGUUUUGCUUGUA
This is a messenger RNA of Lolium rigidum, 1460 nucleotides long. Its product is annotated as diaminopimelate epimerase, chloroplastic-like. Gene Ontology annotation, molecular function: diaminopimelate epimerase activity. The record is from RefSeq and is a predicted model, not a curated record. The transcript is spliced from 11 exons. Bases 16 to 1074 code for a protein of 352 amino acids. Gene Ontology annotation, cellular component: cytoplasm; cytosol. Lineage: Eukaryota; Viridiplantae; Streptophyta; Magnoliopsida; Poales; Poaceae.